Malassezia japonica is the source of this 2766-nucleotide messenger RNA. RefSeq lists its product as uncharacterized. The record is from RefSeq and is a predicted model, not a curated record. Lineage: Eukaryota; Fungi; Basidiomycota; Malasseziomycetes; Malasseziales; Malasseziaceae. The transcript has a single exon. Bases 1 to 2766 code for a protein of 921 amino acids.
AUGAGUGACGAGGACCGCGCGUCGAGCGCCGCUGUGGGCCUGCCUACAGCGGCGCGCGAUGCAGAGAAGGAAGUAUUGUCGGAGCCGGCACACGACCCGGCGCACGACCCGGCCAAGCACGACGAGUCGCGUGCGGCCCACGGCGAGCCCAAAGACGAGGGGCACGGCGCCGCACACGACUCACACGACGAGGGGCGCUCGAGUACAGAGGGGCGCUCGAGCACAGAGGUCUCACCGCGCCUGGCGUCCGCGCACUCGCAGCCCAAAAAGUUUUCGUCGUUGAAUAUCAACCAGCGCUUUUUGCAGAGCGCCGCGACGGCCGCCGCCGCGAGCGCCGCGCCGAAGCAGCCUGCGCCCGCGCCGGUGCAGCCCGCCGCGAGCCGCCUCAGCACGCUGCGCCCGUCUGCACGUCCGGCCGCCCGCACAGAGUCGCCGACGUCGUGGAAGCGCAGCUCCAGCUCGGACCACCACGAGCGCGACGGCAAUGCAUGGGGCAGCCCGCGCCUGACGACGGCCACUGCCGCGCCUGCGCCGGACGCCAAGGGGAACCCGACGCGCGCGCCGUGGACCAAGAGCCCAGUGCAGCCCGCUGCCCGGACCGCGCUCUCGUCGCACGACUUUCCGACCGCUGCCGAGGUCAUGCAGGCCGAGCGCAAGGCCGAAGAAAAGGCCGCGGCACACGCGGCUGAGGAGGCGGCGCGCCAGCAGGCCGCGCUCAAGGACCUCGACCGCUUCCGCGACAACAAUGCCAACUGCGCAAGUCACUGGGACGAAAUGGACGACGAGUCGGAAGAGUCGCUCGACGACGUCGUCGAGUUUGGCGACGGCACACAGUACAAGCUACCGCACGACGAGCCCAAGCCCGAGCCGCCGAAAGAGGCCAAGCGCCCGGCGAACGCCUGGGCGGCGCCGCUGCGCACGGCGGCUGCCGAGAAGCCGCCGCUGCGUUCCGACGCGCCGCGGCCCGAGCCCUCGCGGCCCGAGCCCUCGCGGCCGACGUGGGGUCCACUCGCGCAGCGCCACUCGACUGUGACCGGCCAGCCGCUGCCAAAGCCCGAGGCGCCGCCCGCGCCCAAAGAGCCGGAAAAGUCUGCCGAGGAGAUCGCCGCCGAGCAGCAGUCCGAGAUGAUGACCGCCGCCGAGCGCGCACGCAAGCGCCGCGAGGAGGAGGAGCGUGCACGCGAGGCGCAGCGCGAGCGCGCGCGCCUGCGUGCGCAGCAGAUCGAGGAGCAGAUCAAGGCCGCCGAGCGCGAGAAGCACGAGAAGCAAGAGGCCGAGCGCCGCGCGCUCUCCCAGCGCCGCGAAGAGGAGCGUCUGGAGCGUGAAAAGGCCGCGAGGGAGCGCAUGGCACGUGAGGAUGCCGCGCGCGAGCGUGCCGAGAAGGCCGCCAAAGAGCGCCAUGCCAAGGAGACGAAGCGCGCCGAGGAGGCGAAGCGCGAGGCCGACGCCAAGCGCGAGGCCGAUGCCAAGCGCGAGGCCGACGCCAAGCCCGCCGAGAAGCGCGAGGCAGAGAAGCAGUCCGAAGCCGACACCCAAGAGACGUGGCGCCGCAAGGACCCCGUGCCGACGAUCCUCCCCCGCCCCAAAGAGCUCAAGGACCGCGACGUGCACAAAGAACACGAGAAAAAGGUCAAGGAGGAGCGCCGCACCCGCGAGCCGCUGCGCGCGUCGAGCGCGUCGCCGAUGCCGCGGGCGCCGACGCCGGAGCCGGUCGUCACGCGCGAGGAGCUUGAGCUGGAGCAGGCGCCGGUCUGGCGCCAGUUCCGUGUGCAGCUGCAUGCCGAGCAGCGCGCCGCGCGCCGCCCGUCCGAGGCCGCGCGCCACGACCACGGUCCGCGCGACAGUGCGGCGCACGCCACGUCGUACGAGCCGCCGCUCGACUACCUGUCGGUCGGCCGCGUGGACACUGCGGCAGAGGUGCUUUUUCCGCCGCGUGCACCACGCGUGCGUCUCCCUUCGGCGCGUCUCGAGCGGAGCGCGGCGCGGCGUACCGAGCCGAGCCAGCCGCUGGACGCCGAGGCGAUGGAGGCCGAGCUGGUGGGCGGCAUCGACGACGACGACUAUGCGAUCCUCUUCCGCGAAGAGCCCCAGCGCGGCUGGCCGUCGACGUCCAAGAAGCCCGUGCCCCGCGUGCACCUUCCCCCGGCGCGCCCGCGGCGCGCGCAGGCCCCGGUGCUGCCGGCCUACAGCGGCGGGCUCUUUGACCGGCCGCAGGUGCGGCCGCCGCCGCUAGUGUCGCUCCCGGCGCCGGACGGCGUGCCCCGCGCGCCGUUCCUGCCGGAGGCCCCGUCGACGUGGGGCGCCGGGCCGCUGGCGCUUCCGAUGCUGGAGCCCGCGCGCGACAAGCUCGAGCAAAGCCACAUCAAAAAAGUAUGGGCCGCCCCGUCCGCCGGCGCGGAGCAGGAGCAGCCGAAAAAUUCACUCGAAGGACUCGUCGACGACGUACUUCCCCCGCCACUCGGCAUGGACCACCUGACCGAGGCGCCCGCCACCUCGGAGGAUGCGGCACAGAAACUCGACGUGUUUGCGUCGCCGUUCCAGCCGUCGAGCCAGGACGAGGCGCGGGGGCCCAAGCCGUGGCCCUACCUCGGCACACCAAGAGGGCAGACACCACCCUUCCGCCUCGGGUACGAGGCGCGGGCCAAGACGCCGCGCGCUCCGCGGACGACGCGGAGUGCAGAGACGACGCCCGAGGGGAGCAAGCGCGAGUAUGCGUACAUGCUCCCGGCAGACUAUUCCGACUUUGUCCUGUCGGAUGCAUGGUAG